ACUACGAAAUAGCAAAGUGCACGGUAGAACACCGGCUGAACCAAAGCCGAAAUCUCAAAACUUCCGUCUUCACCACGAAAUCUCUCCAUCCUCCUCUGAAAUCUCUUUUAAGUUUCUUUAUUCAGGUUCUCCCCAGCGUUAACUCGGAAGCUUUCGGUGGCCAUCACCUUUGUCAUUCCCCGUCUGAUUCUGAGGGUCGUUCAACUACUGUCUACUAAUCUCUCUUUGUCGAAGCUGCGCCUGCGUACUCCUUUUUUUCCUGGAAAAACUGCGUAUUUUCUUUGAAAAGAAUAGUCGCAUUCUUGGUCUGGGCGUGGAUUUGCGACGAAAGGGUUCUGCUUGAUUUCCCUCUUGAAAAAAUGCUUCUUUCCAUCGAUUGACAGCAAACCCACCAUGGAUUUGGAACCUGGGAAUCGUCAGAAUGAUCAUCUGAAGAAGAAAGAGUCGUGGAGGACCGUCCUGACUCUGGCUUAUCAAAGCCUCGGAGUCGUGUACGGAGACUUGAGCACUUCGCCACUAUACGUGUACAAUAGCGCAUUCGCUGAGGACAUCCAGCACUCGGAGACCAACGAGGAGAUAUACGGCGUCUUGUCCUGCGUCUUCUGGACCCUCACCCUGGUGCCUCUGCUCAAGUACGUCUUCAUCGUGCUGAGGGCCGACGAUAACGGAGAAGGAGGGACCUUCGCUCUCUACUCGCUGCUGUGCCGGCACGCCCGAGUCAACUCGCUGCCCAACUGCCAGGUGGCGGACGAGGAGCUCUCCGAGUACAAGAGGGCCGGCGCAAGCUCGUUGCCGAAGUCGGGGUUCGGGCCGAAGCUGAAGUCGACCCUCGAGAGGCACCGCGUGUUGCAGAGGUUGCUGCUUGUCCUGGCUCUGAUCGGAGCUUGCAUGGUGAUUGGUGACGGUGUGCUCACGCCGGCUAUUUCAGUUUUCUCAGCAGUGUCAGGCCUGGAACUUCCUAUGUCCAAGGAGCAUCAUAAAUACGUAGAAGUACCAGUUGCCUGUGUCAUACUGAUCGGUUUGUUUGCCCUUCAACAUUAUGGCACCCACAGAGUUGGCUUCUUGUUUGCACCUGUGAUGACAAUGUGGCUCCUGUGCAUCAGUGCCAUCGGGUUAUAUAAUAUAUUUAGGUGGAAUCCUCAUAUAUAUCAGGCACUUUCACCAUAUUAUAUAUACAUCUUCUUAAGGAAAACUCGAAGAGAAGGUUGGAUGUCCCUGGGUGGAAUACUGUUAUGUAUAACAGGUUCUGAAGCCAUGUUUGCUGAUCUAGGCCAUUUUUCGCAACUAUCAAUCAAGAUUGCCUUCACCUCUAUGGUCUAUCCAUCCCUGAUUCUCGCAUACAUGGGGCAGGCCGCAUAUCUCUCACAGCAUCACAUCGUUGGAAGCGACUAUAGAAUUGGAUUUUAUGUAUCUGUACCAGAGAAGUUAAGGUGGCCAGUGCUGGCCAUUGCCAUACUCGCCGCUGUUGUGGGAAGCCAAGCCAUAAUCACCGGAACUUUUUCAAUCAUCAAACAGUGCUCUGCUCUGGGUUGCUUCCCGCGAGUUAAAAUAGUGCACACAUCAUCUAAAAUUCAUGGCCAGAUUUACAUCCCAGAGAUUAAUUGGAUCUUGAUGGUGUUGUGUUUGGCGAUCACUAUUGGUUUCAGAGACACAAAGCACAUGGGGAAUGCGUCAGGUUUGGCAGUUAUAACAGUCAUGCUGGUUACAACGUGUCUGAUGUCUCUCGUCAUAAUCCUCUGCUGGCACCAGAGUGUUGUCAUCGCGGUAUGUUUCAUACUCCUCUUCGGCACUGUUGAGGCGCUCUUCUUCUCGGCUUCCCUCAUCAAGUUCUUUGAAGGAGCAUGGGUCCCGGUCGCCUUAGCAUCGGUCUUCCUCUUGGUGAUGUAUGUCUGGCACUAUGGCACGCUCAAAGCAUACGAGUACGAUCUUCAGAAUAAGGUCUCCAUCGAUUGGAUUCUCGGGUUAGGCCCUACCCUGGGCAUAGUGCGUGUCCGAGGAAUCGGGCUGAUCCACACUGAGCUGGUUCACGGGAUUCCGGCCAUCUUCUCCCACUUUAUCACCAACUUACCAGCAUUCCACCAGGUCCUGGUCUUCCUCUGCAUCAAGUCGGUUCCAAUCCCGCACGUUAGGCACAAGGAGAGGUUCCUUGUGGGCCGCAUCGGUUCGAGGGAGCAUAGGAUUUAUCGGUGCAUUGUGCGUUAUGGGUACAGAGAUGUCCACAAGGACGACGUGGAGUUCGAGAGGGAUCUUGUGUGUAGCAUUGCGGAGUUCAUACGCUCGCAGGGCAUGGGCGCCGCUGCUGGGAAUGGGGGCUUUCCGAAGGAGGAUGGCAAGAUGACAGUGGUAGGGACCUGUUCUUCUCAUCCCGAUGGGAUCCAAAUGAGCGAGGAUGAGAAGGACAUGGCGGAAUUAACGUCUUCGUCAGAGCAGACGGAGAUAAAAUCGCCCCCGCCACAGGCCAGGUCAAGGAAGAAAGUGAGGUUCAUCGUGCCGGGGAGCCCGAAGAUGGAUCCUGAAGCGAUGGAGGAGUUGCGCGCACUGAUGGAAGCCAGGGAAGCGGGAAUAGCAUACAUUCUGGGGCAUUAUUACGUGAGAGCGAAGCGAGGAUCGGGUCUAAUUAGACGGCUCGUGAUCGACCUCGGCUACAGUUUUCUGAGGAGGAACAGUAGAGCGCCAACGCAUGCGAUGAACACGCCCCAUGCAUCUAGUAUAGAAGUAGGCAUGGUUUGCCAUAUCUGAGUUCUGGUAAGAUACAGGAGGGAAGUUUGUACAUACAAAUGAAAUGUUGUGCAACGUAUAGGUGAAGAAGAAGUGAAAUUUGGGAAAGGGAAAUGUGAAAAGCAAAGCUACGGGAGAAGAUAAGUAGGUGUGCUUAUAUUAUACAGUUGACACCAUUUUGAAUAGUGAGUUUCACGGUUUGGAGAGUUAUGCUGUUUUUGAACUGCUGAAUAAGACCAAUUUGGGAAAGUCACAGCCUUCUUUCCUUUUUUU
Messenger RNA from Rhodamnia argentea, 2991 nucleotides. RefSeq names its product potassium transporter 6-like. Gene Ontology annotation, cellular component: membrane. Lineage: Eukaryota; Viridiplantae; Streptophyta; Magnoliopsida; Myrtales; Myrtaceae. The record is from RefSeq and is a predicted model, not a curated record. Bases 394 to 2739 code for a protein of 781 amino acids. Gene Ontology annotation, biological process: potassium ion transmembrane transport. Gene Ontology annotation, molecular function: potassium ion transmembrane transporter activity. The transcript has 8 exons.